AAAUUACUGUUUUUUGUGACUGACUGGAGGGACUCACUGACUAAAAUAUGAUUGUUGACUUACUGACUAGUUUCUUUCAUAUUAAUUUACUGGCAGUUUGUUUCACUUGCUUACUGACUGGCUGGUUCACUAACUGGCAGAUUGUUUGUCCAGAAAUGUGUUAACUGCUUUACAUAUUGCUUACUGACUGACUGGUUUACCAGCAAGUGAAGAACUUCGUAGGUUGAAGUGUGAUUGCUUCACAGACUGGCUGAAUUAUUUCCUAACUGUAGUGAAAGCUGUUUGACUGCUUUAAAAACUAUUUACUGAUUGACUUUGUCUCUUUUUUUUUUGACUUUCAAUAGUGAGUAACUGUUUAUGGCUGUGAGUUCUUUGUUGAUAUAACCAGUCAACUCAUUUUUAACUGCUUACUGCCUGGUUUGGUGACUGGUUGACCCAUUGGUUGAGCGGUUUACUGCCUUGGUGACUGAUUUUGUACAGUUUAUUCUCAUUAUCAUUAUCUAAUUUACUAACUGUCUGAUUGGCUUACUGACUGACCAAUAAGUGACAGACUGGUUUGAAUUUUGUUUGCUGUUAAAUGUGUCUGUAACUGGUGUACUGACAUGUUUACCAGUAGAUUGGUAACUUUAAAUUACAGUUUAUGGCUGACUCCUUAACUGUUGACUUCACCUGUUGUUACUAGUUGACUGACUUUGUGUUUACUGCCUAAUUUAUCCACUUCUUGAGUGGUGUGCUGACUGGUUUACUGAGCUACUUGUUGAUUUAACACUACUCCACUCGUUCUUUACUAUUUGUCUGACUUUGUUUAACUGCUUACUGACUGGUUUACCUGUUACAUGAGAGGUUUGCUGACUGGGUAACUGGUUUACUGCCUUGUUGUAGUGAUUGAUUUGUGAUGGAUGCACUAGUUGACUGACUGGUGAACUGACCAUUUACAUAUUGUUUACUGACUGACGUUGUCUGGUAAAGGCUGAGUUACCUAGUAUUAACCAGUAUUAACUAGUUGCCUGACCUCGUUUAAAUGUUUACUGGCUGGUUAUGAACAUAUUUAACGUUGUUUUCCACAGUAAUCUGAGGUCAGUCUGUGUUUCAGGUGCAGGAAUGUCUCAGCUGUCUGUCCUUGUGCCACUCACAGGCCUUUUUGUCCUGAUCUCCUCAACGUUUGGCUCAGAAUCCAGUGUGCCGGUACCGGUGACCUGUGUGACGCGCGGAGCCGACCUGGUGGAGGACGGUGUGGUGGUUUUGUGUCCUCCGGACUGCACCCAAUGGAGGGUGUCUGUGUUCGGGACGGGAAUCUACGCCUCCGUCUCCUCCGUCUGUGGAGCUGCUGUCCACAGGGGGGUGCUGGGUCCGUCCGGCGGCCCCGUCAGGGUUCACAAGCUGCAGGGACGACAAAACUACAUGAGCUCCUAUGCCCACGGCAUCCAAUCACAGGACCUGUCACGCUGGACCGCCUCAUUCAGCCUCACUAAGCCUUUAAGUGUCCCACUGGAGUUGACCAGUGACACCAGUACCACAGAUCUGCCUGCAGCUGCACAACCAGCAAAGAAACCACUGAAGAAGCUGUCAGUGAAGAAAGCUCUGACAGGUGGAAAUAAAGACUGUCAGAUGGACAUCGCAAUGGUGAUCGACAGCAGUAACAACAUCGGGCAGCGGCGGUUCAACCUGCAGAAGAACUUUGUCACCAAGCUGGCGGCCAUGUUGAGAGUCGGAUCAACAGGACCGCAUGUAGGGCUGAUCCAGGCCAGUGACACUCCCAGGACAGAGUUCUUUCUGACCAACUACACUCAGCCUAAAGAGCUGCUGUUUGCCAUCAAGGAGCUGGCCUACCUGGGAGGAAACACCAACACAGGUAAGGCCAUCAUGCACGUGGCGGAGACCUUCUUCACCCAGGAGAACGGGGGGAGGCGGGGUCACCCCCGGGUGAUGGUGGUGCUGAUUGACGGCUGGCCGUCUGACGACCUGGAGCAGGCGGCCAUGUUGGCCAGAGAGUCUGGCAUCAAUGUCUUCCUGGUGUCUGUGGCCAAACCGGCACCUGAGGAGCUCACCAUGGUGCGAGACAAGGAUUUUGUGAAGAAGGCGGUGUGUAAAGAUAACGGAUUCUUCAGUUAUUUGAUCCCCAGCUGGUUCAGCACCACCAAACAUGUUAAACCUCUCACGCAGAGACUCUGCUCGCUGGAUGGCCUGCUCUGCAGUAAAACCUGCUACAACUCUGUGAACAUCGGCUUCCUCAUCGACGGCUCAUCCAGCGUCGGAGAUGGAAACUUCCAGCUGGUCCUGGACUUCGUGGCUGGAAUCGCCAGAAGUUUCGACGUCUCAGACGUGGGCUCUCGCAUCGGUGCGGUGCAGUUCACCUAUGAUCAGCAGCUGGAGUUCGGCCUGUUUGACCACUCUAACAAAGACGAUGCCGUCAAAGCUCUGAAGAGGAUCCCCUACAUGAGCGGAGGAACGGCCACUGGAGCAGCCAUCACUUACACCACCCAGAACCUGUUCAGGCGAACAGGACCAGGUCGCAACUUUCUCAUCGUGGUGACAGACGGCCAAUCAUAUGACGACGUCAGAGGCCCGGCGCUGGCUGCACAGAAACAAGGCAUCACCAUGUAUUCGGUGGGCGUAGCCUGGGCGCCCCUGGAUGACCUCAAAGCGAUGUCAUCAGAGGCAAAGGACAGCCACACCUUCUUCACCAGAGAGUUCACCGGCCUAGCGGAGUUCAUCCCUGCGCUGGUCCGAGGCAUCUGUCGAGACUUCACAGAGAACAACUAAGAAAACACACACACGUGUACUUCUAUACUUGUGACGACAACAUUAACCCAAACUUUCAACAGCCUGAAGAUGUGACUGACUAAAUAUUCACUUUAGAAAAUGUCCUCACUUUGAAGGUAGAGACGUUUCUUCUUCCUGUAACAGCCAUUUGAAGAAAAGUAAACCAAACAAAAUAUCCCUGCCAGCACAAAGAUGGAAGUACAGUAGCACACACACACACAAACACACACUGUAUAUAUAUAUAUUCUGUUCACAUAUACCAACCAAUACUGAUACAUACACAUGAACACAUGUAUAUAAAAGACACAACAUCAUCAGUCAUACACAUAUAUACACCAAAUAAAUGUUUUUCUAUUAAAUGAAGGAGAUGUUGGAAAAUCACCAAACCACCAAUUCAUUUUUCACUAAACAAUCCACUGACAGUAUGUUUGGUUCUGUAAUCAGAUUUUUUACAUAAAGAAUAAUCUAGUAAUCCUAAAGUACAACACAAAAACUAGCAUUGUGAACAACUACUGUCAUAUUAGCAAGCAAAAUUGGUAUUGUGAAUUUUAACCCAGCUAACUUUAAAAGGAACCGUAAUCAGAUGCUCGCUGUGUACUGCAGGGUUCAAUCAAAGCAGAGGAAGCUAAUUUCUAUAAAAUAGAUGCUAACUAUGAAAUAAACCAAUAAUAAACUACAGAUUAAAGAAAAAAAAAAAGGUAUUCUUGUAAUUACAACUUCUGUGUCUCAUUAUUACAAAAUAUACAUAUUGCAAGAGUUUUAUUGUAUCAGAUCCAUAUCUCAUAAUUAAAACUAGCUAAAAUGUGUAUCAGAUCUCAUCACUAUGAGAUUUUCUUAUUAUCUUUUAAUUGAGGUCUGAAGAAAAACGAAUAAUUAGAAAUUAUUAGAUAAAGAUUUUGUAUUACAAGAUACUAAGUUAUAACCAAGAAAACAUUAACUUUUUUAAGUUAAUGUUACAUUCUUCUGUAUUUAUUCCAGAGUAAUCUGAAUUUACGCUUCAUCUCUGAAAAUUACUCAACUAAACAAAAAACCCUGAAUUCUUGAAUCUAAGAAUUCAUUCUUAUGAUCCAGGUGACUUUCAAACAUUUCAUAGGUCGGUCCACACAGGAUGUUAAACCAAGCAGCUCUCAUGACUUAUGUGACUGUUGAUCAAAGAUGGGAAAACUUUUCUGUGAUAAAAUAUUCUACACUCAAGGUGAUUUAAAGGGUUAAAAAGGUUAAAAACACCAAAGUCACAGAAACAAACCUAACCAAUAGAGGCAACGGGAGACCAGCAACUCCGUGUUCUGCCAGGUAAAAUUACUGUUUUUGUCAAAGAAGUCUGGUGGCUUUGACGAGAGUGACUAUUUCUGGUUAAACAAAAAAGAUAUUACUCUUUAAAAUAAAUAAAUAAAGGUCCAUCUCUGUAGGGAUCCUUUGCGCAAUGUUGCCAGACACUUGUAAUAACAAUCUGAGCACUUUAGUGGAUGCAAUUGCCCACAAUGAUUGUGUUGCAACCCCAAAAUUCCAAAAAAUGUCCAUGUUAGUCAUAUAGACACAAACACAUGGAAAAAUAGGGUGCAAAUUGAAAAAUACCGAAUUUAGCACAGAGCACUUUGGUCACAUGAUUACAGGUGGCCGUACUGUAGCCUAUAAGCAGGGAGAUGAAUAUCUGUAGGAUGCUGGUAAAAGCUUUCAGACACCUUGAGUUUAGAAUAUAAUAACAGAAAGCUUAAAGUACUUGUUAUCAACAAGACAAGAAAAUUCUGCAAAACAAAAUAAACACUGACAUUAGUUAAAUCUUGACUUUCUGUUUGUAUUUCAGAUUUCUAUCAUAAAUUACAGGAUCAAAUGACAUGCUAACAGAAAUAUAUUCCAAGAUGUUCUAAGUUUUAAGCUCCAUCCUUGUUUAUGUUGUGAUUAGCAGUUUACAACAUUGUACAUGUAUUACAACAAUGUAUUAAUGUCCAAAAUCAAAGUUAAACUGCAUUAAAUCCUCAUUUAAAUUAGAUAUGGUUUGACAAAAGAAUCUGGUGAAGUUCAAUUACAGAAAGAACCAAGGUUUCCAAGGAGAAGCUAAAUCAACGUGAACAAUUUAAUUUAAAUGAGCUGCUUGGAAUUAAUGCAGUUGUAACUUGAUGUUGGAUAGAGAUGUGUGGAUAUACUUCACAUGUUGCCUGUUUAACAACAUUGCAUUCUUUGACAUUCAAACAUCGUUAAAAUAUCAACCAUUGUUGGGGGGGCCUUGGUGGCCUAAUUCAUUACAGCACAUACCAGUUCGAUUUGUUCUGUUUGUUGAGGGUCCUCCUGUCUCUCCACACUGCGUCUGUCAGACAAAGACAAAAUUACCCCCCCCCCCUCCAGGACACAUGUGAGAUUACACAGAUUCUAGUCUUUAAAUGUGUUUUCGUUAAAUUACCAUGUUUUUAUUAGUUUCAAGUCUCUGGCAGGUUCCGUUUGUAAAAAAGGAACGGAAACCAAUGUCUGUCUGGAAUCUUAAAAACUGAUGGAUGAUUUGAAAAAAAUGAACAGUGGUGAUGAACAGAAUGCUGGAUCUAAAAUUAUCUGUAUGCCUCUUUGCCUUUGGGAAACCUGGUUCUGUUUUUAUUUUAUUUUUUGGUCUCCUCCUAUUAGAUUGGGAUGAUUCUGUUCCUUUUUUUUUUGUAUUUAUUACCUGUUUUCCUUGUCUUUCAAUAAAGAAUAGUUAUUUUUA
Molecule: messenger RNA, 5455 nt
Organism: Micropterus salmoides (largemouth bass)
Lineage: Eukaryota; Metazoa; Chordata; Actinopteri; Centrarchiformes; Centrarchidae
Gene: coch
Product: coagulation factor C homolog, cochlin (Limulus polyphemus)
Exons: 14
Coding region: 1039-2763 (574 amino acids)
Source: RefSeq, a predicted model, not a curated record